AUGCUGCUCAAGGAGGCGACGGAGCGGCGAGGGCAGGUGGCGGCGCUCACGGCGCGCCUCGACGAGCUCUCCGCCGACGACGCCGCGCUGUCCGCCGCCGAGCGCGCGGUGGCGCAGGCCGCCCUCGCGGCGCCGCUCCGCGCCGCCGCCGACGAGGUCGCCGCGCUCCGUGCCCGCCUCGCCGCCGUCCAGGGGUCGCUCCGGGACGCGGAGUCGCGGGCGGCGCGGGAGGCGAGCGCCAGGGGCGAGGCCUACGCGCGGCUCGAGGAGGCCGCCGCGGAGAGGGCGCGGUCGCUGAAGCUGCUCCGGGAGAAGGAGGCGGAGGUGGCGGCCGUGUCCAGCGAGGUCGCGAGAUUGGAGGCCCUGUUGGCGGAGUUGCAGGGCAAGAACUCCGAGCUCUUCGGAGAGAAGGGUGAGCUGGCGGAGAAAUUGGAGGAGGCCAAGAAGGUGGUUCGGGUGGUGUCGAGUGAGAAGAUGGAGGUGGAGAGGCACCUGCAACAGUUCAGGAAGGCAGCUGAGACUUAUCGGGUGGAAAUGGAGUGCAAACUGAAGGCAAAGGUGGAGGAAUUGAAGGUGCUGGGUGCCAAGAAGGUGGAGAUUGAGGCCAGAGUAGAGUCAUUGGAGACGAAGCUGGUGGCUGCAAUGGCUGAGAAAAGGGAACUCGAGGCUGAGGUGGUGGCAAAGAAGAGGGAGUCUGAUUUGGUGAAGGGAGAAAAUGAUAAGCUCCAGUCUGAGGUUGUGGCUGCUGAGAAGAAGCACACAGUUGCUGUCGCAGAGGUUGAAAGUCUCAGGACGGAAUUGGGGACAGUGCUGACAGCGAAAGAGGCUGCUGCUAAGGCAUUUGAUGCUGAGAAGGCCAGACUUGUGGGCGAGUUGGAGGGCCUCAAGAGGAAGUUGGAGGAAACCCAGGCUGACAAGGAAGCAGCCGAGGGAGCGACUCGUGAGAAGGAUGCUCAGGCCGGUAAGCUGAGGGCCGAAUUGGAGGAGCUCCACACUUCCAUGUCCCAGCUCCAAGCUUCCUGCAAUGAUCUUGACAUGAAGCGUUUGCGCCUGCAUGAUGAGAAGAAUUCAGUUCUGAAGGCUCUGGAUGCUGAGAAGGCUGAAGCUGUAAAGCUGAGCUCAAAAAUUGAGGAGCUCGAGAAGUGCAAUGGGAAGAAGGAUGGUGACAUUGGGAAGCUGAAGGCAGCAUUGGAGGAAAAGAAGGGGAAGAUCAAUACCCUGAGCAAGGAUAUUGAGCUGCUGCAACUCGCAGUGGCUGAGGCUCAGAAAAGGAGGAAGGGUGGCAUCUGGACAUGGCUGUAUGCUGCUACCACAACCAUGGUGGCUGCCAUUUCCUUCAUAUAUGCCACCAGGUCCAAUUGA
Setaria italica (foxtail millet) is the source of this 1362-nucleotide messenger RNA. Its product is annotated as myosin-7B. The record is from RefSeq and is a predicted model, not a curated record. The transcript has a single exon. Lineage: Eukaryota; Viridiplantae; Streptophyta; Magnoliopsida; Poales; Poaceae. Bases 1 to 1362 code for a protein of 453 amino acids.